AUGUUUGCUGGAAUCUACGCAACUUCUUUAUACUACGGUGUUCGAACUGUAAAGAUAUUUGCCGAAAACGUUACAAACCAAACACCAUCGGCCAUUACAAUGCAAAAACAACUCACUACAGUUUUAACUAUCCAGGUAAGGGAGUGUAGGGUAAAAUAGAAGGGGGUAAAACAUAGUAGCAGUAUUACUAUGUUCGGUUUAAAGUAAAAUUAGUUAUAGCGUAGAAUGGGAUACUGUAGGGUAGUGCAAAGGUAGAGCUAGGGCUAGGACUAAGGCUAGAACUCGGAACUAAAUUUCUAGGCUAGAGCUCUGGGCUAGGGCUUUGGGCUAGGGCUCUGGGCUAGGGCUCUGGGCUAGGGCUCAGGGCUAGGGCUCUGGGUUAGGGCUCUGGGCUAGGACUCUGGGCUAGGCUCUGGGCUAGGACUCUGAGCUAGGUUUAUGGGCUAAGGUUGUGGGCCGAGCUAUGUCUUUGGCUAGCGCAAAAAAAUUCAAAAAAUGUUUUCAGAGUAUAAUCCCGAUAGUAACAUCGAUUGGUCCAAUCUUGGUCAGUAUAACAUGUAUAUUGUUUAAAAUCGAGCUGCGUGGCUUUGAAGUGACAUUAUAUGGUUGUAUGGCUUGGAUUCCAGUUUUAAAUGCUUUGACAUCGAUCAUCUUUAUAAAACAGUACAGACAGUUUAUAGUUCAAAUGUGGAAGACCAAGAGUGUCAAAAUUAGCGGCAUGAGUUGGAUCAGUAAUAGUCGACCAACCCGGACCAAUUCACAAAUUCCUUAA
Molecule: messenger RNA, 772 nt
Organism: Bursaphelenchus okinawaensis
Lineage: Eukaryota; Metazoa; Nematoda; Chromadorea; Rhabditida; Aphelenchoididae
Source: the annotation of a GenBank genome assembly